Sinocyclocheilus rhinocerous is the source of this 772-nucleotide messenger RNA. Its product is annotated as G patch domain-containing protein 11-like. Bases 1 to 663 code for a protein of 220 amino acids. The transcript is spliced from 7 exons. Gene Ontology annotation, cellular component: kinetochore. Gene Ontology annotation, molecular function: nucleic acid binding. NCBI's taxonomy places the organism in Eukaryota, Metazoa, Chordata, Actinopteri, Cypriniformes, Cyprinidae. The record is from RefSeq and is a predicted model, not a curated record.
AUGAUUACAAAGAAACACAACCCAGAUGUUCGGCCUGGCGUCCCGAUGGUGAAGCGUGAGAAGGAAGCCUUGAAAAAGGAGGCUCUACAGAAAGAGAAGAAUGCACAGAACCGGCAGAAGAGCUACAAAGAGCAGGAGCGAGAGAGUCGAGAGGCCGCACUGCAGAGCUCCAUCAGCAGCCAAAAUAAAGGCUUCGCGCUACUGCAGAAGAUGGGAUAUAAAGCAGGACAAGGCCUGGGGAAACAGGGUGCUGGACGCGUCGAGCCAGUUCCUCUGAACAUCAAAACAGGUUCUUCUCUGAUUCUUAAUAGCAAAGUGCGCAAGAGAACCGAAAGAGAAGAGCGUCAAACACAGGGCGACCUGAGGAAGAGCCAGCGGGCCUGUGAGCAGCUCGACAGCCAGAAGGGCAUCACUGUUCCCAGAGACAGCUGGUACUGGCCUGAAGCGUUGAAAGAGGAAGAGGCGGAGCUUCUGGAGGAGGAACCCAAACCAGAGGGAAGUGACGACGAGGAGGAACUCACACCUUUAGACAAGCUGCAGUUUCUCACCUCGUAUCUGCGAGGAGCUCAUUUUUACUGCAUAUGGUGUGGGACGGCAUAUAAUGAUGAGGAGGAUUUGAGCUCGAACUGUCCUGGUGACUCGGCAGCAGACCAUGACGACUAGAGCAACCUGGAAUAAUCUGGAACACUUGUUUUUAAUUUGCUUUUGACGUUUUUUUGCAUAGCUGUGUUUGAUAUUUAUUUGUUCAUUAAAUGCUGCAUUGAUGUUUUGA